AUGGUCUUAUCUAUCCCGGACUACAACAUGGAGAGACGUUCAAAAUCCCUGGUAUUAAAGCCUUCCUCAGAUGCAUCCUCCAAUACCCCCGCCAGUGCCCCUGGCAGAAUAACCCGAUCCCGAUCGAAGACGGCAGCCUUUGGUUUAGAUGGAGCUGUAUCGUCUGGAAUCAGUAGCGAAUCUGUCUCUACUGUUCCUACGCCAACAAAUGCCGGCUCAGAAAACGGCGAUCAGACAACGCCGCCCACUAGCGAUACGAGCACCCCGAUUCUAUCCGCAGGCGUCAAUGAUCUAUCUCCGCUUCCUGGCUUCCAGCCUGCGAGCUCUCUUCCCCGGCUGGAAAUCUCACUGCCCGGCUGUGCAUCUCCCGUGCUUGCCCCCGACAGCAUGAAGGCUCUUAGUAAAAGCAAAUACUCUCUGAGCUCAAAGCGCAAGCGCGACGUCUUCAAUAGUGACGAAGAUGACGAAGAGGUGGAGUUUCUGCACGUGGACCGAGAUGCCGUUUUGGCCCGCAGGCUCCAAAAGGAGGAGGACAUGCGGCACAACGUUCUGGUCCCCACAGCAGGAUCAUCUUACUCGAGGCGUGCGGGUCCUGGUGGGCGGAGCCAGACUUCGACGCUUGCUAGUGCACCGACCAUGAAGCUCGAGCGUGAUGGCAGUAUCCCCUUCCGGCAAGGCCAGACGGCUCUGUCUCAGGACGCAGAUAUGAUGGAAAAUUGUGGGUUUAUCGACGGCCUGUCUGCGAAUUCCACUGCUAGAACAAAGCGGCAGAAGCAGCUCAAGUCCACCCGAAGCAACUUUGACAGUCCUAAUGUUGCUGGACCGAGCAACUUGGACAGCGAACGAUACGUGGGCGUGCUUUGUCUAUCAGAUGCUUCUUCGGAUUGCCAAGCAGAUCCAUCAUCACCUACGGCCUCGGAUAUAUAUUCUCGGUCAGAAGCUUCUUCUGAUAUACAGCCAGACCCACCGUCUAGGGCCUUGGACAUGAAUCAGCUUGGAACCCGCCGUCAAUAUCGGGACUAUCGCAAUACAAAGCGUGUCAAGGACGACAGGGGCCGACUAGAGGACCAGCAUCCCAUCCUCAAGUCCAUGUGGAAAGACUUGGAGGAUAUGCCUAUUCUCAAAGCCGGCCGGGCUGAUCAGCCAGCGACGAUAUCACGCAAUCUCAAACCCUUCCAACUUGAAGGCCUGGCAUGGAUGAUAGCUAUGGAAAAAGCCAAAUGGAAGGGCGGUCUUUUGGGUGAUGAAAUGGGUUUGGGCAAAACCAUCCAGGCAGUGUCCCUCAUCAUGUCGGACUAUCCAGCCAAAAAGCCGACGCUGGUCCUGGUACCACCCGUGGCGUUGAUGCAAUGGACGACUGAAAUUGCAUCGUACACUGACGGACGCCUCAAAACGUUCAUCUACCAUGGCACCAACGCCAAGACGAAAGGCAUGACAGUGAAGGAUAUCAAGCAGUACGACGUCAUAAUCAUGUCAUACAACAGCUUGGAAUCUGUGUACAGAAAACAGGAAAAAGGCUUCGUCCGCGUAAAGGGAGUUUACAAGGAAAAGAGUGUCAUUCACCAGACGAGUUUCCACCGGGUCAUUCUCGAUGAAGCUCACUGUAUCAAGACACGAAGCACGAUGACAGCCAAGGCUUGUUUUGCUCUGAAUGUGGACUUUCGCUGGUGUCUCACCGGAACUCCGCUCCAGAACCGCAUCGGGGAGUUUUUCUCUCUUCUCCGAUUUUUGGUAGUCGAGCCGUUUUCGAACUAUAUAUGUCGAGACUGCAAAUGUUCCAAGCUCGAGUGGUCUGUGGACGAAAACAACUACUGUAGACAUUGCAAGCACAGAGGUAUGCGGCAUCUAUCCGUUUUCAACCAGGAGCUUCUCAAUCCGAUCCAGCGUUAUGGAAACCUUGGUCCCGGACAAUCUGCUUUCAGGAAUCUGCGCCUCCUGACAGACCGAAUCAUGCUUCGGCGUCUGAAGAAAGACAAUACAGACUCUAUGGAACUGCCGGUCAAGGAAGUUGUAGUGGACCGCCAGUUUUUCAGCGAAGUGGAAACGGAUUUUGCCAACAGCAUCAUGUCAAACACACAACGCCAGUUCACGACGUACGUCGAAAAUCGAGUGAUGCUUAACAACUACGCCAACAUUUUCGGCCUGAUCAUGCAGAUGCGCCAGGUUGCAGACCAUCCAGACCUCAUUUUGCGCAAAAAUGCAGAGGGCAGCCAGAACGUUCUGAUCUGCUGCAUCUGCGACGAACCGGCCGAGGAGGCGAUUCGGUCCAAGUGCAAACACGACUUCUGUCGGGAGUGCGCUAAGAGCUAUCUGCACGCAACCGAGCAGCCGGACUGCCCGCGUUGCCACAUCUCACUCUCCAUCGACCUGGAGCAGCCGGAAAUGGAACAGGACGAGAUCAAGGUGAAGAAAUCGUCCAUCAUCAACCGCAUUCGCAUGGAAAACUGGACGUCUUCUUCCAAAAUCGAGCUUUUGGUGCACAAUCUCUACCGUCUGCGGUCAGACAAGGCGUCGCACAAGUCGAUUAUCUUCUCUCAGUUCACGACCAUGCUGCAGCUUAUCGAAUGGCGUCUCCGCCGUGCUGGCAUCACGACCGUGAUGCUGGAUGGAAGCAUGACGCCUGCACAGCGACAGGCAUCCAUUGAGUACUUUAAAGAGAAUGUCGAUGUCGAGUGCUUCCUUGUGUCGCUCAAAGCUGGUGGCGUUGCCCUGAACUUGACUGAAGCGUCUCGAGUCUUUAUUGUGGAUCCCUGGUGGAAUCCUGCCGCAGAGUGGCAGUCGGCCGAUCGUUGCCACCGCAUUGGCCAGACCAGGCCUUGCGUUGUUACCCGAUUGUGUAUCGAGGACUCGGUAGAGAGCCGAAUGGUCAUGUUGCAGGAGAAGAAGACGAAGAUGAUCAACUCGACUAUCAACUCUGAUGAUGCUGCCAUGGAGUCGUUGACCCCUGAAGAUCUGCAAUUCUUGUUCCGUGGCAGCUGA
Molecule: messenger RNA, 2979 nt
Organism: Grosmannia clavigera kw1407
Lineage: Eukaryota; Fungi; Ascomycota; Sordariomycetes; Ophiostomatales; Ophiostomataceae
Product: DNA excision repair protein
Exons: 5
Coding region: 1-2979 (992 amino acids)
Molecular function (GO): ATP-dependent chromatin remodeler activity; ATP binding; metal ion binding
Source: RefSeq, a predicted model, not a curated record